GCUGCAGCUUGGACAGCAUUUGUGGGUCCUCUCCCGGUCUCAUCAUGGCCAUCUACAUUGCAGUCAUCCUUCUCAGUGUACUUCUGUCAGCAGCUGGGCAGCAGGCCCCGGCGGUCUCCAUUGAGCCCCACAGUGACACCAUUCGGCAGGGGGAGUCAACCAGCUUUCGCUGCCAGGUACUGGGUGGUUCACAGCCUGUGCGUCUAGAGUGGAAACGGACCAACAACCAGCCACUACCAGACAAUGUAAAAAUUGGGCCAGGCGGUUCUGUCCUUACCAUCACUAAUGCUCGUCCCAGCAACCAGGGCCCCUAUCGCUGCAUAGCCACCAAUUCCGCAGGCAAGACACAUAGCACAGCAUCGCUCACCGUGAAGCAUCCUCCCAAGGUCCGGGUGACCCCUGGGGGGGCGGUUAGAGUAAUGGUGGGUGAAGCUGUGAACCUGGAAUGCCAGGCCUCGGGGAGACCCCGCCCAUCUGUCAGCUGGUUCCGCCUGAACCACGACGAUGAGACAGUCCUGAGCAGCUCUGCUAUGACGGACACCCCUGUGGUGAUGCAGGUGGCGUCUGCACGCCUAGAAGACACUGGCGUGUACUUGUGCCGGGCCCAGAGCAGUGAGGGAUCUUCAGAAGCCAGGGUGGAGCUGAGUGUUGAGGGCGGGGCUUCUGAAGCCACACCCCCUGUGGCAUCUGUGGUUCCAGCUGAGUUGGUGGCGGUAGAGGGGCAGAGCGUAACAUUCCACUGCCACGUCAGUGGCUCCCCGACACCCACCAUCUCCUGGUCCAAGUUGCGUGCCCCUCUGCCCUGGCUGCAUAAGGUACAGGGGCGGACCCUGGUUCUGCAGAACGUGGGCCGCCAGGACUCAGGCCAGUACAUCUGCAACGCCACCAAUGCUGCCGGCUUUGUGGAAGCCACAGCCCAGAUGGAGGUGGAAACGCCCCCAUAUACAACCUGCUUGCCUGAACAGCUGCGUGUGCGGGCUGGUGACCCCAUCCACCUGCAGUGCCUGGCCCACGGAACCACCCCCCUGCGUUUCCAUUGGUCCAAGGUGGGGGGCAGCCUCCCAAGGAGAGCAGAGAUACGUGACAGUAGCCUACUGAUUGGCCAGUCACGGACGGCAGAUGCUGGCACAUACAAGUGUGUGGUCACCAAUAAGCACGGCUCCAGCGAGGCCACAGCCAAAGUCACCAUCCGCUAGAAAAAGCUCAGAUCCCACUCUGGACACCCCGUCCAUCGGCUUCUCCCAUGGACCAGUUUGGACCAGCAUGCAGCAGCAGGGACCAGUGGAUCAGAGCUCAGAGCAGAAUAUAAAAUGCAGAACCUUCUGGCCUAGAGCUAAUCCACGUUCUAUUCUCAGAGAUCAAGCUGUCCCCUGAAACACCUGAAAUCACUGAUUAAAUGUUGAUUUUCGUAUGUAAUCUCCUUCUUCCUCAGCUCCACACAAAGCUUCAACACGUAAUUAUUUUGUUUGUUAAAUAACAUGCACAGGCACUGUAUUUAAACUGAAUUACUUUUUUAAAAUCAAGUAUGAAACUGUAUACAUCGGAAUUUGAAUAAAAAAACAUUAACGUU
Paramormyrops kingsleyae is the source of this 1570-nucleotide messenger RNA. Its product is annotated as basement membrane-specific heparan sulfate proteoglycan core protein-like. Gene Ontology annotation, molecular function: axon guidance receptor activity. Gene Ontology annotation, cellular component: plasma membrane; neuronal cell body; axon. Gene Ontology annotation, biological process: synapse organization; homophilic cell-cell adhesion. The record is from RefSeq and is a predicted model, not a curated record. NCBI's taxonomy places the organism in Eukaryota, Metazoa, Chordata, Actinopteri, Osteoglossiformes, Mormyridae.